AUGUCUACCCACGACAAUACCUCCUCUUUCAAGUCAGCUGUUGACACAGCUACUAGCUACGUCCAAUCUGGCAUUGCCUCAUUGACAGGAAGCGCCGGUGACCAGGCUACAGCAGAAGAACACAAGGGUAAGGGUGCCGCAGAGUCUGACUUCUCCCACAGCGCCGCCAAAGCCGGCCCCUUCACCACCUCUACCUCUGGCGUGCCCACAAAAUAUAGCAGUGACCGUACCCAAGGCCAGUGGGAUCAGACCAUCGGAAGUACCAAAGAGACCGUCGGCAACCUCGUUGGAAACGAGAACCUCAAGCAACAAGGUCGGGAACGGAACCUCCAAGGUCAAGAAACGGAAGCCAAGGGCCAAUUGAGCGAUCUUGGAAAGGGUAUCAGUGAUCGUGUUCAGGGCUCGCUCGGUGGUGCGGUUGCUGGGUUGACUGGUGAUCGUGCCGAACAAGCCAGAUAUGCUGAUAUGUACGAUGAGGGAAAGAUCAGACAACGUGGUGUCGAGAUGGACUUAGACAAGCAGGCUACUGCUCAACAGAAGUAA
This is a messenger RNA of Rhinocladiella mackenziei CBS 650.93, 543 nucleotides long. RefSeq lists its product as uncharacterized. Lineage: Eukaryota; Fungi; Ascomycota; Eurotiomycetes; Chaetothyriales; Herpotrichiellaceae. The record is from RefSeq and is a predicted model, not a curated record. The coding region runs from base 1 to 543 and encodes 180 amino acids. The transcript is spliced from 2 exons.